CAUCCAAAAACAACUGAAACUUUCCUGCAAAGAGCAAAGAAAAACCAGGAAAAAAAAAAGGGUGAAAAAUGGACGCAAUUGACUCAGUUUUCGAUCCGCUAAGAGAGUUUGCUAAGGACAGUGUUCGUCUUGUUAAGAGAUGCCACAAGCCCGAUCGCAAAGAAUUUACAAAGGUGGCGUUUCGUACAGCAAUCGGAUUCGUGGUUAUGGGAUUCGUAGGGUUUUUCGUCAAGCUCAUCUUUAUCCCUAUUAACAACAUAAUUGUUGGAUCCAGUUAGGCAUGCUUCAUGCGUGUUACUGACUUGCAGGAAGGAAGGGAAUCGGUAGAAUUUUUCAGCACAGUGAGAAAGAUAGAACUGCAUGCUUGAGACUGAGAGCUUCAUCAUCUGAGUUCAUGAACUAAUUUCAAUUAAGACUUGGGGUUUCUACUUUUCUUUAUAUUCGGUUUCGUUGGAAAUGGUUUUGUUUUAGUGUUGUAAUAGAGCCUUGUUGCAGCUAAUACAAUCUUUGACUUUUGGUCCAAUGUCAAUUCAAUUCUGAUCUGUUUUCAUUUUCAGCUAAGAUACAUCCCUCUUCAAAGUUUAAACAUGGAUUGAAUUUUAACCAAUAACAAGUGAUUUAUCUAUA
This is a messenger RNA of Durio zibethinus, 627 nucleotides long. RefSeq names its product protein transport protein Sec61 subunit gamma-like. The record is from RefSeq and is a predicted model, not a curated record. Gene Ontology annotation, molecular function: transmembrane protein transporter activity. Gene Ontology annotation, cellular component: membrane. Lineage: Eukaryota; Viridiplantae; Streptophyta; Magnoliopsida; Malvales; Malvaceae. Gene Ontology annotation, biological process: intracellular protein transport; protein targeting.